Molecule: messenger RNA, 2980 nt
Organism: Amphibalanus amphitrite
Lineage: Eukaryota; Metazoa; Arthropoda; Thecostraca; Balanomorpha; Balanidae
Product: RNA-binding protein 25-like
Exons: 15
Coding region: 244-2724 (826 amino acids)
Biological process (GO): regulation of alternative mRNA splicing, via spliceosome; mRNA processing
Cellular component (GO): spliceosomal complex
Molecular function (GO): mRNA binding
Source: RefSeq, a predicted model, not a curated record
GACGCCAUUUUGUGAUAAUCGGCAUGUUUUCUGCGUCGCAAUCGCCGCAUACUCAUUUUCUCAUGCCCGAGAGGAGGAGUGUGGAUGCUCACAUCUAAUUGUUUUCUAUUUAUAAAUAUUUGCUUUCAUGCGUGAAUGAUACGUUUGAAAGGUGACACGUGAAAAAACUCUACCUUUCUUGGUGCUCGCUGCAUACUACCGACAGAGGUGGAGAGAGGACGCUGACGCUCUGAGGGGCUGGCCAUGUCGUUUCCGGGCCGCGGACCGCCGCUGAUGCCCGGCAUGCCGGCCAUGUCUCUGGUGCAGCACGCCUACCCCAUGCAGCCUCUGAUGCAGCAGGCCGUGCCGCUGGUGCCGUCAGUCAUGUUCGCCCAGCGGGCCGCGCUGCCGAUCCGGCCGAACCGCCAGCCAGUGCCGCAGACCACCUACAGCCGGGGACCUCUGAACGCCGACCGCUCGCAGCCAGCGUUCAGCCGCCGCACCAAGGAGCCUCUGGGUCCGCCGGUCACCGUGUUCAUAGGCAACAUUACCGAGCGUGCGCCCGACGGUAUGGUCCGACUCAUCCUCAAUAGCUGCGGCACCGUGCACAACUGGAAGCGCGUUCAGGGCGCCUCUGGAAAGCUGCAGGCGUUUGGCUUCUGCGAGUUCGGUAACCCGGACGCAGCGCUGCGCGCCAUCCGACUGCUACACGAUCUGGAUGUGUCCGACAAAAAACUGGUGGCCAAGGUCGACUCAAAAACGCAGGAGGUGCUGGAAAAGUACAAAAGCGAGAAGCGCAGCAGCCAGCGCCGCUCGCCGCUGCAGGACGAGACGCCAGCCGCUGAUGACGACUACGUGGACGCGGACAUGCGGGCCGACGACGAGUCGGCACUGAAGCGAAUCCAACAGAUUCUGGCCGAUUACGCGCAGGACAUGAGCAGCUACACACCGCGCGGCCGGCGCGACCGCGGCCGGCGCUCGGACGGUGAGCGAGCCGCGCGCUCCCGGCGCUCGGAUGGCCGGCGGCCGGACCGCGGCGACCGCGACUCGAGCCGUCAGAGGGCUCAGGAGAAGGUUAUUGAGCUCAGCAAGUCGGCCGUGACGGUGGAGGACGGGCCGGCCAAUCUGGAGGGUAUGGAGGUAGAGGAGGAGAAAAAGGACCUGAUCUCGCGCGAGAUCGGCAAGUUCCGUGACCAGAUGAAGCGCCAGGAGGAGGAGAAGGAGCGCACCCGGCGCGAGCGGCCCGAGCGCGACAUCUCGCCGCGCGCCGGCCGUCGCCGCAGCCGCAGUCGCAGCCGCAGCCGACCAGAGCGGAUCGCCACGCCACCGCCGGCGCCGCCGCGCCGCCGCUCGCGCAGCCGCAGCCAGGUCAGCGAGACGACUUCGGUGGCGGCCUCGACGAGCUCAUCGCGCGUCCGGCCGGGCAGAGAGCGGGAGAGGGACAGAGAGAGGGAGCACAAACGACGCACCAGGUCCCGCGAGCGGGAGGAGGAGCCGGCCGUCCCGCGUAAAUCGGAGCGCGACCUCAAACGGGAGAAAGAGGAAGAGGAGGAGGCGAAGGAGAGGAAGAAGCUCGACCGGAAGGCCCGUGAGAAGGAGGCCGCCUAUCAGGAGCGUCUUCGUAACUGGGAGACGCGCGAACAGAAGCGGCAGCGCGAGGUGAAAAAGGAGGCCGAACGCGAGAAGCAGCGCGAACACGAGGCUCAGCGCGAGGCCAAGAAGCUCAAAGAGUUCCUCGAAGACUAUGACGAUGAGAAGGAUGACGCCAAGUAUUACAAGGGCCGCGAGCUGCAGCGGCGGCUGGCGGCCCGCGAGCGAGAGGCCGAGGAGGACACGCGCGACCAGCAGCGUGAGAAGGAAGAGCUGGAGGAGCUGCGGCAGCGCAUCCAGGCAGAGGGACACAACGACCCCAGCGCAGAGUACGAGCGGCAACGCGCCGAGCGCGAGGAGCAGUACCGUCCCAAGCUGCGCGUCAAGCCCGAGCGGCCGCCGUCGCCGCCGCCGCAGGUGGUGGAGCUGGCGGCCACCCCGCCGCCGGCGCCGGCGCCGCCCUCGCCGCCACCACAGGCGGCCGACUCGAGCGAUGGCGGCCGCUCGCCGUCACCGCUGCCGCCGGCUGAGGAUAGUCUGAUGGGCCAGUCGAGUCCGCCCCAGUCGAGCCGUGCAGAGUCUGUGUCGCGGUCGGCGGACGUGACGCCGCGCGGCCCAGCCACGCCUCUGACGCCGGCCGCACAGCUGGAGGCAGCCGCCGCGGCAGCCACCACCGCGCCCGCCCGGCCCCCGGCCGCCGGCAAAAAGAAGAAGCUCGACGUCAAGGAUGUGUUCAACCAGGACGACGACGACGGCCACCAGAAGAAGAGGCGGAAGCUGGUGCCGCUAGAUCACGACGACGACACCAAGAAAAAGGAGGAGAAGAAGCGAGCCGUCAAGUCGCUGAUCGAAAAGAUCCCCACCAGCAAAGAGGAGCUGUUCAGCUACACGGUCGAUUGGGACGCCGUGGAUAGCACGCUGAUGGAGCGGCGGAUACGUCCGUGGAUCAACAAAAAGAUCGCCGAGUACAUCGGCGAGCCGGAGCCGAUUCUGGUCGACUUCAUCUGCUCAAAGAUCCUGGUCGGAAGCACCCCGCAGGCCAUUCUGGACGAUGUGCAAACGGUACUGGAUGAGGAGGCGGACGUGUUCGUAGUCAAAAUGUGGCGGCUGCUCAUCUAUGAGAUCCAGGCCAAGAAGAACGGAUUGGUGAAGUGACCGGAGGUGCCGGCGGCCGGCCGGGCCGACCGCCCCUGUGAUACGUCCCCCGGCGCCCGGUCGCCAGUCGCCUAGUGCUGUCUCCGCGAGUCGGACGGGCUCGGCUCGGGUGUCGGGCCGCGCGCCUUCUGCCGGGAGCCAUGGGAAGGUGGCCGGCGGCCGGGCGCGGCCGUCUGUCUGCCAGCUGCUGCACAGUCGCCGCCUAUUCAUAUGUAUGCAUUGCCAUUGUGUGUAAAUACAAAUAUCCAUGUGUAAA